Messenger RNA from Pelobates fuscus (common spadefoot toad), 3366 nucleotides. RefSeq names its product A-kinase anchor protein 8-like. The record is from RefSeq and is a predicted model, not a curated record. Gene Ontology annotation, molecular function: zinc ion binding; DNA binding; protein kinase A regulatory subunit binding. The transcript is spliced from 14 exons. Lineage: Eukaryota; Metazoa; Chordata; Amphibia; Anura; Pelobatidae. Bases 110 to 1540 code for a protein of 476 amino acids. Gene Ontology annotation, cellular component: nucleus; nuclear matrix.
CGAGCGAGCAACCAGCCAAUAGAACGUGUAGCGGAAGCGACGAGGCGUUCCCCGUGUGUGGCUCUCAGGGUGGAAGACUCGCACCGCUCACUUGUCACCCGGAAAGACGAUGGAUUGUUACAGGGGGUUUGGAAAGUGGAACACUAUGGUGCAUCCACAAGCAUCUUAUAUGGAAACUUCUGUGCGAUGGCAAGGUUUUAAUCUCCCUCCGUUUGGAAAUGUGAAUAAUUUUUCAUGGAGUCAAGCUGGAAAUUUUGGAAUGCCAGUCCAUGACAAUAGAUACUCUUCAGACAGACUUCCAUUCCACUCAGGUUUUGAAGCUUCAAAUGGAUUUGGAUCAAAUUCAGGAUGUGGUAUACCUCCCAGUCUUCUUCCAGCGCCUAGAAACUCCACUUGGGAUCCAAACUCAAGGCCAUCGUUGGCAUACACGAGACACAAAGCCAUUACCCAAGAUAAAAAUUGGUCAAAAAACUGUUCUACCGAAAUGGGAAGUAGUGGUGUACCUAUAAACACCAUAACAGGUCAAUUUAAGAAGAAGUACAGAAAGAAGAAGAAGAAGCCACUUUCCAUUUACAUAAACGCAUCGUAUACACGGUCAUUUGAAGAAGCAAAGAAAAAGGACUCACCUGCAGAACAAAAGAUACUGGAUCAGUCAAAGACACAGAACAAGACAGCUGAGACAACCGAAGCUCAAAAUGGAAGGGAAAAUAAAGUUAGUAUGAAAAAAGAGAAACUGAAAAAGAAGAAAUUAAAGAAAGCACAGGAAGCUGCUGCUCUGUAUGACAAACAAACUGUUAAAGACGAACAUCCAAUGCAAGGAAAUAAACCUAGCUUCAGAGCCCUCCAUUCUGGAACAGUGUUUACAUGCAGUUUGUGCAGGUUCCGCACUGAAGAUGAAGUAGAACUUGAGAGGCAUUUUAGGACUUGUCAGCAUAGAGACACAGUGAACUACCUGUAUAACCAUUUACCCCAGGAACAUGUAAACUUUAUAAAGAGUUAUUUGAUUAGCACCAACAAGAGUGUCUCUCUUGAACGGCAAAGAAGAAAUCUGAAUUCCAAGAAUGAUUCAUUCAAAGGUAUCGGACAGGAACAUUUCAUGCAUCGGGUUGAUGCGGUUCACUGCUUUGCUUGUAAUGUCCUGCUUCAUGAUAACCCAGCAGAUCUGGAACAACAUGUUAAAUCACAGAAGCAUAAUCUGAAACGUAGGGCUCAAUCCAAAGGUAUCAAGAGUAAUUGUGUCAAUGUUGCAAGGGCACUUUUAAAAGAUGAGAGAGUCACUAUAUUGCUUGACCGAUAUGUCAAGGGUGAUAAUCCAUUCGGAGAGACAAAUGAGGAUGAAUUAGCAGAACUGGAAGACCUUGUAACUGGGGAAGAUGAGGCAUCCGAACUCACCAGUGAUAUUCCAGACUGUGACAUUACCGGGAUGAAAAAAGAAAAACCGUGUGAACACAGCCCGCAGAGGGAUGAGGGGCUGGAUAAAAUGCCCAAUGAUGGGGUGUCAAUUGGUGGCAAAGAAGAAGAUGCUGCAGAAGCUCCAUGAAUAAAUGACAGUUUGGCACAUGGAUCUCUUUUGGGCUAUCCAAGCUAAAGUUCCUGUCAUUAAUGCCCAUUUAACUUUUGCUCUCAUGUUUUACAAGUAAACCUGACCUGCUGGCUAAGGAAUUUGUCUAACAAAAGAAGCGCCUAAAGCAAGAGUGUCUGUUUUCAUAAUUGGAACGGUUUUGGUAAUGUAUGAGAAAUGUGUGCAUACGCGCUUCAAAAUUCCUGCACAUCCAUCCAUACAUAAAGUGACUGCAAGGAAACAACUUGGUGCGCAAAGUCCAGAAUCAGGAGUUUUUGAUGCUGCUUUUGUUAAAAUUUUUAUAUCAGGGGCCAAAAUUGAAAUUGUGAGGGUAAUAGCCGAACCAGAUGUACGAGCUCUGGAAAAGGCAUAAAUGCUUAGUAUUGAAAAUGAAUACAAGAUUUCAGUUUGAAUAUCUGUGUUUUGCAGAUAUGAUAUGACCUUCUCUGCCACUUAUUUUCUUUUCAAAUUGGUUAUUAUUAAAGUUUUACAACAAAAAAAUAAUGAAUAGCAAAACAUGCUAUUCGGGGGAAGGCAAGGGAAGGGAACGGAAGGGAAACUUGGAAAAAAGAAAGGGGUACACCCAUAAUAACAGUGAACAUAGUAUUGCAUUUACAUUCUAUUGUGUAUCACAUAAUCAUAAUAGCAGGUGACCGUUCUAAACCAUAGGAUUCUUUAACACUGUUUUCCCAUUGAUCCCAACUGUAUUAAAGUUUCACAAAUAAACUGGAACUUUGUCUAUGUGACAUUUCGUGCAUUUUAUUGUCCAAAACUAAAUUUAAAAUUUCUUUGAGUGAAAGGGUAUUAGGUGAUUUCCAGUAUCAUGGCAAAUGAGGUAGCAGCAAUUAGGAUGUGGCCUAUGAUUCUUUCUAUUUUGGCAACAGACUCCGGGAAUUGUUUGAAUAAUGCUAGUUCGGAUGAUAGGAUGGGUCUAAUUUCAUAAUUAGUCUAUGUAUUCCUUUCAAUAUUCAGACAAUUUUGGGCAGAACCACCAAAUGUAGGCCAUGUUACCUACACCUCUGCAGUCCCUCCAACACCGGUCAGAGUAUUUGUCAUUCAUAUUGUGUAGACGGGAUGGAGAUAGACACCAUCGAUAAAGAAUCUUGUAGUGGUUCUCAAGAUGGUUUGUGCAAUACGUAAUGCCCUUAAGAGCUGUAAAAAAGUUAAACCAUUCCUCCAGACUGUAAUGCGUACCCAUAUCUCUCUCCCAUGAUAUGUGUCCACUUAUUUUCUGUGUGGACCUGAGAGCAAUGUUAAUAAGUAGCUGUGCAAUAGUUCAGAAGAAAGCAUGGCGUCAAUGUGCAACUAUUCACCAACUGCCACUGUUUCUCUAGCUGGUUCAAGCAAGCAUUGAGCACCUUAAUCACCAUCACUGCUUAGCAUUAUGACUCCUAUGAUACCCAGACAGCCUGUGGCUAAAAAACCAGGAGCCACCUUCCACAGCAAUGUCUCUUUUGGCCUUUUAUAUUUUGCCUUCAUCCAAGCUUGAUUUCUUCUUUCUCUCUUUUGAGUAAACAUCAGUUUAAACUGGGUGUAACCUUCUACAAAAGAUCUAGUAAUCCUAUCACUGGAAAAUUGGUUUAUAAGCUACUAAAGUGGCAGUGUGUACUGGCGACAUUUUAGAAGUAAGGUGAUCUUGAAGAACCAUUUUUCCAGGCAAGCAAUGUUUUCCCUCCCAAUAUCUGUCAGACACAGCACCCCUAAAUGGCAUUUUAGUUUGGUAUUUGUUUUAUAUUGUCUGAACUGUUAAAUGUUAGUGUAUUAAGAUGUAAAUAGUUCAAUUUGAAUUAAAGAUAUUUGCCACA